Ipomoea nil (Japanese morning glory) is the source of this 1091-nucleotide messenger RNA. RefSeq lists its product as uncharacterized. The transcript is spliced from 7 exons. The record is from RefSeq and is a predicted model, not a curated record. NCBI's taxonomy places the organism in Eukaryota, Viridiplantae, Streptophyta, Magnoliopsida, Solanales, Convolvulaceae. The coding region runs from base 60 to 797 and encodes 245 amino acids.
GAAAAUACGGACUUGGAUAAGACUAGUUUCCUCGUCUUCGUAGAAGAAACUCCGGCAAGAUGUCGACUGCAGCGAUCAUCCCCGCGCAGGUUAGCACCUCCCGCGGCUUAGGUUCCCAGUUUACUUCUUCACCGCUUUCCAGCUUGUUUCCGGCCAGAAGGCAGCGGCGCACUUUAAGGUUGAGGUGCGCAUUGCUCUCCGAGAAAAGGCGGGAGAGCAGGCGGUUGGUCUCCGUGUCUCUCGCCGCCUUCCUUCACUGGUUCUCUCUCCCGAAAGAGGCAGUGGGCGGCGGCUUAUUUGAUAAUUAUGUGAAAAGGAAAAAGCUUGAUCCACUAGAAGCUUAUGUACCUGCUGUGAUAUUGGCUCGGUUGCAGAUUAAACAACUAGGGAAAUCCCUGGAAGUCGAUCAACCAAAAUAUGCUGAUUGCAGGAAUGUAUUACGUUCCGGCCCUGCUGCAUCUCUUCGUGUUAAUAUUCGAGCAGUGGCUCAAUAUGCAUCUGAUGAUGGCAAUGGUAAAUUGGCCUUCAGUGAAGUUGAUCAAUGUCUGAGAUCCUUGGAAGAACUAGAUUCGUUGUUUUUGCGUGCAUCAAGGAAUGAACGAGAUGCCUCUACUGAAUCUAUGAAGGGCAAGAUCACUGCAGCAAUCAAUGCACUAGACGAACUCCUAAAAACCGUUCCAGCCAAUGUACUCGACCAAGGGCGGGCUAUAGCUGAUGCAUAUGUCGAGUCUCGGGAAGAAGAUGAAGCACCUGGAAACCAGGACCCAAAUUUAAAGCAGUUGGAAUCCAUAUUGUGAAUACUCAAAAGAAUAUGUUGGCUCAGAAUUUUGUUUUGUACAAAAACUUUUUCUGAUAAACACAAUGAGUUGCAAGAAUUAGUGUUCUCUUUCUCAAUGUAGACUUAAAUUUGAAGCACCCACCUUGUAAUAUAUAAACAAGGAAAAUGGUUAAAUAAUGUUUGGUGAUUUAUCCCCAAUGGUUAUGUUGUCAUUACCGUCAACCAAUACAAAUGUUGUAAUGUGCAGAAUGUUCAUUAUUUGUAUACUGUAAGUUCAUUUUUGCAUAUAAAAUUCAUUAUUUGAUUGUAUAAA